Molecule: messenger RNA, 1139 nt
Organism: Cloeon dipterum
Lineage: Eukaryota; Metazoa; Arthropoda; Insecta; Ephemeroptera; Baetidae
Product: zinc finger protein 62 homolog
Exons: 3
Coding region: 1-1074 (357 amino acids)
Biological process (GO): regulation of transcription by RNA polymerase II
Cellular component (GO): nucleus
Molecular function (GO): DNA-binding transcription factor activity, RNA polymerase II-specific; RNA polymerase II transcription regulatory region sequence-specific DNA binding
Source: RefSeq, a predicted model, not a curated record
AUGAAUUGUUUCAGGCCAACUUCAAAGCGUAGAUUUAAAUACUUAAUUCAUUCUUCCAGAGAUCAAGUGAACGACCAAGUAAAGCAGGCUCACGAAAACAACACGACUAAAUGCCAUUUCUGUGGCGAAAAUUUUCGCUCUAAACGGAGUGUCACCUCGCAUAUCAUCCAAACUCACACGAAAGCGGUGAAUGGAUAUAAAGCUCAACCUACAGUUGCAAGGGCUCGACCUGAUCCAGACGCGAAGCAACUAAAACCGUACCGCGCAAUCCCAGCGUCUUGCGAGAUUUGCAAGCAAGUCUUCCCCUCGAAAACAGGCAUGCGGAAGCACAUGUCGGAAAAACACAAUUUGCGCGCCGAGAUCUGCAAGUGCCGGCUGUGCGACAAAAGCUACAUCGGCCGUUGUGGACUGAACCACCACAUGAGGACAAAACACUCGAACGAAAAGCCCUACAUGUGCUCCUUCUGCGGAAAGUCGUUUCAAACUGGCAACCAAUUAUCGCUUCACGAGGCGAACCACGCCGAGAAAACAAUCGAGUGCGACGUGUGCGACAAAAAGUUUCCCAGCAAAAUGGCUCUGCGGUCUCACAAACAAAGUGUGCACGGCCCGUUUAAAUACAUCCAGUGCGAAAUUUGCGGCAAGACUUACAAAACGAUCGACAUCGCGUCGCACAAAAGAGCCGUGCACAUAGACGAUUCGAAAAAAUACGUGCACGAGUGCGUGAUUUGCGGCAAAAAAUAUGCGGGGGUCGGCGGUCUGAAAUUCCACUUGCUCAGACACGAAAACGCGCUGAGAUUCGAGUGCGAUAUAUGCAGCAAACGCUACAAUACUAAAAACUCGAUCCAGUCGCACAUUUUGAUCCACCUGGACGACCGCAAACACAAGUGCAAUCUGUGCGACAAGGCAUUCGUAAUGAAUCACAUGUUGAAAUCACACAUGCUCACUCACACCCAAGAAAAAAGAUUUGCUUGCGAAGUCUGCGGCCAAAGGUUCAGGUGGAAGCACGACCGAGACAAGCACCAGAACCGGAAACAUUCCAUUCCAAUCCCUAAGUCAAAUAGGCAGCUAAAUUAAAACUAAGUUUAAAUACAGAACUAAAAAAAACUCCCUCGUUAAGCUUUUACUUAGUGAUAUUUUUA